Molecule: messenger RNA, 6113 nt
Organism: Ostrea edulis (European flat oyster)
Lineage: Eukaryota; Metazoa; Mollusca; Bivalvia; Ostreida; Ostreidae
Product: protein turtle-like
Exons: 17
Coding region: 166-4671 (1501 amino acids)
Biological process (GO): cell-cell adhesion
Molecular function (GO): protein binding
Source: RefSeq, a predicted model, not a curated record
GGGCUUAGUUCGCACACCUUGUUGGCGGUGACUCUGAGAUGUCGAUUUCGAGUAAAAUCUUCUUUCCGCACACACGAUGCACAUUGUACACAGAUUUUUCAAACAGCGAUUUAGCUAAAUGAAAUAAUCCAUGGAUAUUCUGUCGGAUGUAAUGAAGGGGCUGCCAUGGUUUUAGUUGCAUCAUGCUUCCUCCUAAUGCAUUCGUUGGGGUUUGGAGUCAAACGAGAUGAUGGUGUUCUUGCAUGGAUUGUAGUUGCUGGUCUUUCAUUAUGGUGGAGUCCUAUUACGAAAGGUAUAGUGCAAGCUGAAGGAAUAACUUUGAAACUUGUGGACACAGGAUCUAAAGAAGUUUUGGAGUGCUUCAUUCAAAAUAAUAAAUCACAAGCAACACUGAUCAGAUGGGUGAAGUAUAGCGACUCCUUCACACCAAUCCUGGUCUUUCAACAAAUGCAGCAUUACCCAGAAUUCAUUAAGGAAAGUUACGUUGGACGUGUUCGAUUAGUUAACCAAUCAUCUCUAGAAUUGUCAAAUAUUCGAAGUUCUGAUGAAGGAUUAUAUGAGUGCAGCAUUACAUAUACUGAUGGUAGUGGAGAAGAACUGACUCACGUCCACCUCAAGGUUAAAGCUAAACCAUACAUCAUUUCGAGCUCUCCAACUCAGCUUCAUCAGCAGCUAGGGGCCACAGUCCAGCUCUACUGCCGAGCUAAGGGUACACCGGAACCAGAGGUUAUAUGGUCCAAAAAUGGCAUUCCACUGGUCAACUCCAAACGGGUCACCAUUGCACUGGACAAGGAGUCGGUUGAAAUUCGUGACCUUCAGCGAUCUGAUGGGGGCAUCUAUACCUGUAUUUUUACUAACUCUAUGGGUGCAGUGUCUCAACGAAUUGAUCUCAUUGUAGAAGGUGCUGCUUACAUUUUAAAUGCUCCAUCAAAUUUGACAACUCUGGAGGGGCAGAGAAUUCAGUUUACAUGUGGUGCUGCUGCAUUCCCAAACAACAUCACAUACCGGUGGUAUUUCAAGAAUCGCAAUGUUCUAAGUUACAAUGACAGCCGGAUAUCUGUGUACCCUGAUGGGAAGCUAGUGAUAUCACCCGUGUACAAAAAGGAUAUGGGCUGGUAUAUGUGUCGUCCUAGCAAUGGUGUGGGAGAGGACCCAGAAGCGCCAGCAUUCCUUAAUGUCACAUAUGCUCCUAAGAUUUUAGUAGAUCUAAUGCCUGCACGGGUAACCUGGGCAUUGGGAUACCAGGAGCACUUGGACUGCCCAGUGGAUGCCAACCCACCAGUCAGGGAAUUCAGCUGGAAGAAGAACACCUAUUUAGUGUCCUUUAGCUCUGAUCACAUCACCCUUCUGUCUAAUGGGUCACUACUUGUCAAAAGUGUCCAGCACUCAGAUGCUGGUGCCUACAGCUGUAUGCCAGUCAGCUCUAUUGGAAAUGGUCCAUCUUCUCCUCUCAUGCAAGUCAUUGUGCAAGAUCCCCCAAGGUUUAUCUUCCGUCCAGAACCUCAGUACCUCAGAAUCCCAGGACAAGACGUGACAAUGAUUUGUGGGGCCACAGGUAAACCCACCCCCAGAAUUCAGUGGAGAAAGGUAACAGGUGUUCUUAAGUUGUCAAAUGGUGGGCGUGUGAAGUUAAAUGGUGGUAAUUUAACUAUCACUUCACUGAGGAAAGAGGAUCAUGGCAGAUACGAAUGUCAGGCUGAAAAUGAGGUCAAAACUAUUGUCAGGGGUACAGACCUAAUCAUACAAAUGACCACUCCACACGCUCCAUACAAUGUCACAGUUGUUCCUGAUUGGUUCAGUGCUAGAGUUAGUUGGAUCCCAGCUUACAAUGGAGGCAAUGACCAGUUUUUCCUGAUAUGGUAUCGUAGUGUGAAUGGACAGGUCUCUCAGUGGUCUACAAUGCAGGUGAUUCCAAAGUCUGCCACAGUCUUUACUGUGUACAGUCUGUCACCCGACACAAUGUAUGAGUUCAAAGUCCUGGCCAGAAAUGAACUGGGAACUGGAAACUUCAGUGAAAUUGUACAAGCCAGAACAAAAGGAAAUGCAACCACAACCACACCAAGACCACCGGGAGAUGAAGCCAUAUUGCCCACAGCACUGCCUACAGAUUCGUCUGGUCAGACAUAUUAUCCUAUAAUUAACAAAAACAUUGGUGUUCGGCCUCCACCUCCGAGGAAUGUGACAGUCCGAAUUGAAGGCUCCAGCAUUCGAAUCCUGUGGCUGCCUCCUCACACCAACAUGACUUUGUACUACUACAUAACAGAAAAGUCAGUAGAUGGUCAGAAGUGGGAAUCCUUUGAUGAGAGAAUUAAAGUGCCUUACACAUUCUUUGUCUGGCGAGACGCACACCCAAGUGUGGAGUACUAUUUCCGAGUGUACUCUUACUCUCUGACAGCUUACAGUGUCCCUAGUGGCGUUGUCAGGAUUAUGACACCUCCUGCAGAAAUUUUUGGACAGAGUGGACAAUAUGUUAGCCUAACCACUGAGAGAUUGACCACAAUAUCUCCCCAAUCAAACAACGAGUCUGGAUUUUUCCUGUCACAGGCUGAGAUUGGAGGAAUUGUGGGAGCCCUAUUGUUCUUGCUUAUUACCAUUCUCCUAGCUGUUGUUGGGAUCAUCUGCAACAGGAAAAGACGCAAGCCCGACAAGUUUGGAAACGUGAAGUAUAUUGGACCUGCAGAUGAACUAGACUCCCGUCCACAUUACAGAGGUGAAAAUUCAGCAGAAUGGAGUAGCAGGCAAUCACCACCACCGUCAUCAUCAGGAGGAGGAGCUAACUCUUUGAGGCGAAUCCCCAUUGCUAACGGAAUAUACAUCCUGCCAGAUACCCAGGAAAUCCACAGAGAGCAGGAUAUGAUACCCCAGGAAUACAUAGCUGAGUCUCAGCUUUAUGAUCCCCAUCAAUACAUGUAUAACUCUGAUAAAGGGCACCUGCUCCCCAGUUCAGUAGGUCAUGACCCUGGAGACUGGGAGGGAAUAAAUGAUCACCUUGAGAGAUCAAGACUUGAUUCUAAAAACACUUCACAUAGUGCAUGGAAAAAUCCGGCCAAAGGGAAAUACCCACUUUAUUAUAGUUAUUACAGUGACAAUGAAUCUAGCUUUCAGUCUCCUACCUUUAGGGGAGAUGAUCAUACUUAUGUUAAUGUGCCAUCCCCUCAUUCCAUUGAACAACAAGUCCCAGACGCUUCAUUUCAUUCUCAUCCUCAUUCAUCAGGCUACCAUGGUAGUUACGUAGACGAAGAUGAUGAAAAUGGUUUUGUACCAAGGAGACCACCUCUUCCAAAAGAAUACCGGAAAAUAGCCUCUGGAAGAUCCAUUUCUGUGAAUGAUCCAUUGUAUGAAAAUAUAAAUUCGUCUUUUGCUGAUGAUGUGUUCUUGCCCGUAACUCAAGAAUUUCCAGGUAGACAUUCACUGCCUAGACACAGCUCAAUGAAGCCCUCGUAUCAGACCUACCUGAUUGGGGACCCUGUGGAGGACGAUGGAGGGUUCACCCAACCAUUUGGUGCUGAUGACAUUUCCUCUGUGUUCCCAUCUUACAUUGAAUCAUUCAGUGGUGCUAGAGACAGGUUUACAUACUCCCCCAACAAUGAAACUAGUUCUAGAACUUUACUAGAGCAACCAAAUUGGAGUGGUGGAGAAGUGAAGGGUUAUCCAUUAUCUACCAGUGAACGGUAUUCAAGACCAAAAGCAAGAGGAAGUGACAGACCCAGAUCACAUUCCAGUGGUGCUGCUUUUGAUAGUUCUUUACAUUCCUUUGUUCCUAAUCAGUUAGACUACCCAGGAAAUAAUACAGUGGAGCAGAUAGCUCACACAUCCCCCAGCAAUAGGUUGCCCAGAAAGGACUUUUCCUUUGGUCCUUCACAAUAUACUAGGGACCAACUUCAGGGAGCUGUUGAAAAGAUUCGUAAAGGUCCACGAGCUCGGAGAUCCAAGUCUGCUGGGCGUCUUCCAUCUCAGGAAACAAACUUUUCGUCUUAUUCUCCACAAGUUGUUCCAAAUCUCAGCUUUUCUCCAACAUUGAGCUCAGGCUGUGACCAAUAUGGUGAACAUCCUCGUCAAAGAUACUCUCAUGAAAUAGCUCCUUUUAAAGGGGAAAGGGGUAGUCGAUCAAGUGUGAACAGCUCUGGUCGAGGGAGCAUGGGGGGAAGGCAUCGUUUUCCAACAGAACCUCGUUCUUUCGCUCCAGAAGACCUCACUCCUGAUUCUGUUAGUAGUGGGAGGGGAAGUCGAAAUGCGUCUCAAGUUACAGGGUCAUCUCAACAUUCCCGCAUUCCUCAAAAUUCUCUCAGUUCAUAUGCCUCGCCACAAGAACAUGACCUCAGUCAAGACUCAUCUCCAUUCCUUGAUGCUACUGGAAGUUUGCAAAAGGAUACCUCUGCAGAUGAUAACUAUGAGUUUGACUCACUGCAAGCUCUUGAGGCUGAUCUCAUUAACACCCUCCGUAGCUAUCCAUUAGCCAAUCAAAGUGAGGAUCUCAGGAUGGCUAUUGAGAGUGGCUUGAACACAUCUGACUUUUAUGAUAAUCUUUAUCCCAAGCCAAGUGUUGAAAGUCAGUACGACAAUUCUGAGGCUAGAUUUGAGAAACUGCGCCAAGAAUUUCAUCAGUUCCGUCGAAAACAACAAGAAAUUUUUCAACAGACACGUCUGGCCAUGGAUAGCGAUAUGCUGUAAUUUAAUUGCAUUCCAUUUCCAUUUAUUAGGUGAUAUAACAAUUUAGUUUUGUUUUAGAAAAGACAAACUGUAUCUUAAAUGAACAUUGUAUCUACACAUGAGUUCGUGAGAAAAUUGAAUUUUAUGUUUGUGUUCUUAACUGUAGCUUGUUUGUGGAAUUGAAUUUAGUUUACAAGUUUUGACUGCUUUAAAACGUAAGUUGUGUGCACGUGUGUGUUAAUAUUCUAAGAAAUUCUAUUCAUUUCUGCAUUAUGUUGCUUGACAUCUCGGGUAGUUCAAGAUGUGGGAAUUCCAACCCUUUCAUUUUGUUUUUUGUGUACAUGCACACCAGAGAUAUCCAUGACUGAUGUUGAAGCACCUGUUUGACACUGGCUUUGUUGUUUGUUCUGUCUGUGUACACUGUUUAUUGUUGGAAGUUGUUUAAGGAACCAAAGUUGUAAGAAUUCCAUUCAAGUUGAUAUAAUUAUUCAAACAUAUCAUAACUAUUCAUUAUUAUAGAUUUUUGUUAAUUUCAAUGUGUGAUCUUUUCCUUAAAAUUCUAUAAACAUCUUGAAGAAUUUUAUUUGUAUAAUUGAGUGAAUGAAAAAGUUGAUAUUUGAAAGCGAUCUCUACUUGUUAUACCAUUUACUCUAAAUCUGUUUUACCAUUUACUGUACAUUAUUUAUCAAAAACUGUAGUGCAAUACUUGUUUUGUAGUGGAAAUAAUGGCAAAACUAGUUUUUCUCUUUUCUAUUAAUGGCAUUUAUUUAAUGAUACCAAAUGCAUUGGGCAGCUGUUUCCAUUACUGUUAUGUAUAUCACAAUUUGUUUGUGCUUUUAUCGUAGAGUUUUAAUAGAAGUGGUAUUUAAGGUAUCUGAAACACAAUAUAUUGUACUCUAGUGGAAUCUUCACAUUUUAGACUUGGAACAUAAGUGAAUAAAUAAAAAAAAUUCAUGCAUCUUUUCACCAGGGGCCGUCUUGAGAAAUUGUCAUUUAUUGAAAAUACCUAAAAUAUGUAUUUCCUGUAAGGCUGAAUGUUAAAUUAAUAAGCCUAUAUUUUUAAAUUUUAAAAAAUCUCUUGAUGAAUUACUUUUUGUUGAUCUUUGACAUAGAACCAAGGGUUUUAAUAUCUUGUUUUCCUUUGAUGAAAACUUUCUCGAGGUAAUUGUGCUUCAGAUACCUGAAGAUGAGCACUUGUUUAUUUAAUAUUUAUUGGGGUUUUUUUUGUCUUUAGAAUUUGUCACCUAUUUUUGACAAGUACAUAUCUAUUAUGAAUGUAUAAUUGCAUUUUUGGUAUAAAAUGAAUGAUGUAGAAAUGAAAUGAGUGAAUCGAAAGUGAUAUUUGAAGAUUGAAUGAAUGGAGAUGUUUGCAUUUAAUGCAAUAUGAAUGUGAGAUCUGUCAUUUUUAGCUUUUAAUUGACAUUCAAACAAUUGUGAAAGAAUUAAAAUUUCUUGGAAACUUC